AUGCGUACCGAUGCGAGUUUGAAAAACGCUUAUGUUGGCACGAUAAAUGAGUAUCUGGAGCUGGGUCAAAUGGAACGUGUAACGUCCCGGGCCAGUAAGACGGGCAAUUCUGCAUUGGGGGAGUCGAUCAUUGUUACCUACCGAACUACGAACUACGAAGGAAUCAUUCUCAAUUGGCGAGGGCUAAAAUGGGUAUUUAUGACGGAUGUUGAAAAAAUGUACAGAUGUAUUAAUAUUCCACCCGACGACGCGCAGUACCAACGGAUUCUAUGGAAUCCGGACACUAGUGAUUAUGUGGCAGAAUAUGCCUGCACAACGGUAAUGUUUGGAACGAGCUCCGCACCUUAUUUAGCCAUGAGAGUUAUGAAACAAUUAGCUAUGGUCGAAUGCGAGAAGUAUCUACUGGCGUUGGAUGUUAUAAAUCAUCAAAUGUAUGUAGAUGACAUACUGUCUGGUGGCGACAGUAUUGCAGAAACGGAGUAUGUCAAGAACCAAGUGAUUGGAAUGCUUCGUAGUGGUACAUUCGAACUACGGAAAUGGGCGAGUAAUUGCCCAAAGCUAUUAGAGAACAUACCAGUUGAGCAUCGAGAAUCAAGCGGAUUGUUACACAUGGAAGGUAAUGAUACUAUUCGCACUUUAGGUCUAUACUGGAGUCCCAAAGAAGAUGAGUUCCGUUUUGCUUUGCAUGUCGUUCCACCAAUGAGCUCACCUACAAAGAGGACAAUACUAUCAGCAAUUGCACGACUGUUUGAUCCCAUGGGAUGGCUUAGUCCGAUAAUGAUUACUGCCAAAAUUCUCAUGUAG
Drosophila willistoni is the source of this 804-nucleotide messenger RNA. RefSeq lists its product as uncharacterized. The record is from RefSeq and is a predicted model, not a curated record. The coding region runs from base 1 to 804 and encodes 267 amino acids. The transcript has 2 exons. NCBI's taxonomy places the organism in Eukaryota, Metazoa, Arthropoda, Insecta, Diptera, Drosophilidae.